Trypanosoma theileri is the source of this 669-nucleotide messenger RNA. RefSeq lists its product as uncharacterized. The transcript has a single exon. Bases 1 to 669 code for a protein of 222 amino acids. The record is from RefSeq and is a predicted model, not a curated record. Lineage: Eukaryota; Euglenozoa; Kinetoplastea; Trypanosomatida; Trypanosomatidae.
AUGACAGUGAAAAGGGAGGAUCUGCUGCGCCGUCUGCGUGAUAAGUAUUUAUCUAUGGAAUGUCCCACCCAGACCACCGUAAAUGACAAUAAUAAUAAUAAUAUUAACCGAGAUUGGCCACUUGCUGUGUUUUCAAGAAGGGAGGAAACACCAUCGGUUUUGGACUGCCCACGUUGCCGUCAGCUACUGCUUGAAUUGCAAUACUUAGAGAAGGAAAAGAGAGAUGAUUUGAGUGUUAUUGAUUUACUCACUGUAACACUUGCAUGGGAACGCGCUCAUGGCCCACGAAGACGACAGCAACAACAACAACAAGGGAUCUGUGAAUUAUCAAUGCAAAAUGCUAUAACUGUUACUCCUUCUAGUAGUAGUGACAUGAUGAGAAACCAGUUUUAUAAGAAUGAUAACAGAAAUGGUGGUGAUAAUGAAUUUGGUGGGUAUAAUAAUAAUAAUAUUUUAGUGGAUAUGACUCCCUCACGAUUAAAGGAGGCGUAUCUCUCACUUAAGGAGAAGCAGUCAAUCGCAGAAGAAGAGUGGUUUCAACAGCGUUGUCGCUACGAGAGGGAAAUUUCAGAUUUAAAGAAACAGUUGGCACAAGUUGAACGUUAUCUUAACUCAAAAAAUGAGUUAUGUGAACUUCUUCAACGAGAAUGUCGAAUUGGGAAUCGAUGA